ACGCCAUGGAACCCUGGGUUGCGAACAUGUAGGAUUGCCAAGCAAAAAAUAAAUCUCCGAAGAGAUGCCACAGCCUCAUCAGCCCUCGCCUUCAGCCUUGCCACAUGUUUGGAGUACCUACUCCACAAACACGAAUUGGCAAAGGGUUUACUUUCUCCGCGAUGGUAUCGAAGGCGCACCCGCAAUUUGAGUGAACUCCCACCAACAUUGAAGGCAUCGCUCCCUUCCCCGCCCUUCUCUAAAGGGAGCUCGUCUCCGUUGUUGAAGCUAUUACAAUGACAGUGACAAAACUCUCGUCCUAGAACCUCAUGCACAAGAGCACAAAAUGGUCCGGAUUAAACACCGCUACCUGCUCUUCAACAUCCUCUAUCCGUCCCCUCCCCCAUCGUCCUCCACCACGCCCGCAGCACCCUCGGCACCAUUCGCCGGACCAGCCUCGACAACGAAACAAGCAUCCGCAGCAACAACAACACCGCCCUACAUCCUCUUCCUCCGCCCGUCGCCGGGCUACCUCACCCCGGCUCUGCUGGUGACGCACCUGCGCAGCCAGAUCCAGACGCUGUUCGGCGACCACGGCGCCUCCGUGACGCAGUCGGCGCUGCGGCUCGUCUACUUCUCGCCCGCGACCUCGACGGGGAUCCUGCGCGUGCCCCGCGCGCACUUCCGCCUGGUCUGGGCAAGCCUGACAUUCCUCACAGGCAUACCCCCUCCGCCUUCUCAUCGGUCUGUCGGCGGCGGUGGGACGGGAGGGAGAAGAGGAGGAGUAGGUGGAGGAGCUGAUGCUGCAAUGCGUCCGGAACUGGCUUGUGUGGUCCGUGUGGUUCGAGUGAGUGGCACGAUCAGGAAGAGCGAGGAGGAGCUUCUCAGAAAGGCCAGGAGGGACGUUGUCCGGGCCAAGCUACAGGGCCGAAGCGCAGGUGAAGAAGCCGAUGAUACGGUUCUGGAGGGACUCUUUGCUGGCGGGAACGGAAAGGGGCUGUUGAAGGGAAAAGAGAGGGUCGGUGCUGCCGGACUUGUGGGGGGAGACGAAGAAAGCAUUGUGGAUUUUGACGAGGAGGAUGAGGAGGACUUUGAAAACGAUUCUGGUUGAGGAAAAGAGUUCCUCGUUGAAGAAACAUUGGCUAUCUAACGAUACAGCGGAGCACCUCAUCGAGCAAUCGACGUCUGCAGAGACCGUCAAAUCGUGAAGUGAUGCAGAGAUCCAGAACACCACACGACGGCACCUUUCCCGCGACAAUCCAGGUUGUCCGGGCUCCCUCAUCAUGGCUGUUGUGUCUGCCAUAGCUCUCGCCGCAACCGCAGCAGCCGGCCGACUACAUUGCACCCGGCAAUGCCCACUGGAGGGCAGAGUCGAGUCGGUAUCAUCCUUCUGAGCGGGAGCAUACGCCCGGAAUAUCAUGAAGGCUUCUUCCCACUCCGCACGACUUUUACACCACCAUCCUUGAGCGGCGGCCCUCCCUGACAGCGACCUGCCAGACGGAAUCAUUCGCGCCCUCGGCGCCGCCAAACGCAUACCCGCCCGCCCUGUCGAUCGUGUGCAACAAGCUCAUCAUGCUCUUUUUGUCCUCGACCGCCAACGUCUCGAAGCCCACCAAUCCAUAUUCUUCGACGAGUUGGACGAUCGCCUCGUUCAGCGCCUGGAACUUGCCACCUUGUUUGAACAUUGGCGACUCCUCCUCGAGGUAAGGGAGCAGGUACGACAGGUCCUGGACCUCGGUGUAGAAGUCCAGGUUAAAGGGCAACGGGGGGUAUUUGCUGAGAUUGUCGAUCUUUGUGAGGACGUUGAUGUGGGUAAAGUCGAGCUGCAGCAUGCUCCGUAGCGACAGCAGGAGGGUGGAGAUGUAAAGCGAGGGCAAAGUAAGGGCGUACGAGUCGAUCAGGUUGACCACCACGAGCUGUUUACCCAAACAAUGAAAUCACUUUUCGUCAGCCCAGAUUCUUCGCUUUCCUUACAGACUAUCGACAAGUGGGGACGGAUCAUAUCGUUGGAGGGGGAGAGUGUCAGGGAAAGAAGGGGUGGAGGGCCAAAACACACACACGAUAUCCGACCUUCUCC
Messenger RNA from Cladophialophora immunda, 2056 nucleotides. RefSeq lists its product as uncharacterized. Gene Ontology annotation, biological process: tRNA 5'-leader removal. NCBI's taxonomy places the organism in Eukaryota, Fungi, Ascomycota, Eurotiomycetes, Chaetothyriales, Herpotrichiellaceae. The record is from RefSeq and is a predicted model, not a curated record. The transcript is spliced from 2 exons. The coding region runs from base 326 to 1090 and encodes 254 amino acids. Gene Ontology annotation, cellular component: ribonuclease P complex.